AUGUUUGAUGCACUAGCAAAACUCUCAGCCAAUGUUCCAAAUGCAUACCAGCGAGCUUCUGAAUUUGGGGAUCUUCAUCUAGGUGAUCUGCAUCUAAUAGAUAUUACAGAUGAUCGCUGUAGUGAUAGCAAUGCUCCUCAAUGGGUGGCUUUGUCUGUUGUACAGUCAUACAAUCCCAGGCGUAAAAUCCCACGAAGUAAAAUCUCUAUUUCCGAUUUAGAAGUUUGCAUUGCAAAAGCUUCAUUUUCAGCUGCUCAAAAUUCUGGUAUGUUAGGUUCUAUGAGGAGACUUCAUUUACCUAUCUAA
Fraxinus pennsylvanica is the source of this 306-nucleotide messenger RNA. NCBI's taxonomy places the organism in Eukaryota, Viridiplantae, Streptophyta, Magnoliopsida, Lamiales, Oleaceae. The record is from the annotation of a GenBank genome assembly.